Lactuca saligna is the source of this 945-nucleotide messenger RNA. The record is from the annotation of a GenBank genome assembly. NCBI's taxonomy places the organism in Eukaryota, Viridiplantae, Streptophyta, Magnoliopsida, Asterales, Asteraceae.
AUGCAAUUUCCUGGAGAAAGGGUUAAGGCUCGGCUCUACACCUUAACCUCCAUAUCAGCGCUCUUCGUGUUGGCAAAGACGCUCCGACGAAAAAUUGACAACGGUAGUGGCUUUAGGUUAACCAAAACCUUAUGGGGAGAAGAUCUCGUAGAACCCGGACUUUCUUACCAUCUACCCAAGUUGUUUGGGAGUAACCUGAAUCUUGGCAAACAUCUGGGAAACAUCACUAUCGCUGGGAGGAACUGGGAAGAUUUCAUUUUUGCAGCGGACGACAUGAGUGCUGCCUGGAGGGCUUACGGGAAGAUGGCGCAGAUGUUCAUCGUGAGAUGCAGAGUUGAGGCCAAGAUAUCUUUGGAGAUGGCCCUGUGUGGUUCUAGCGGCCAUGUCUCAUCUUCCCAGCCGACCGUUGGGGUCGUUUCCCCAGUUCGCUUGCCAGUUUCUGUUCCUUCUGGUUUUCUUUUAUGGGUACAAGAAGGAAGAGGUUGUGAUCUUACUUGGAAAAGGCAAAGUUUUCAUGUGGUUCUGUCGUCGGAUGAGGAGACAGAAUCUGACGAUGCAGGUCUUCGUCCUCGUAAAGCCCGUAGGAUUGUAUAUGUGGCCAGGCUUCUUGGUGAUACCGGGGGUAUUCUUGGCGGUCAAUUUUCUGUGCCUGAGAAGAAAGAGGUAGUGUUGGUGCCAAGUUCUCCGAAGGCAUCACCCUCACCAUCCACUAGUUCACCCAUGGUUAGCCCUGGUUUCGGCUCUAUGUCUCAGGGUGCGUCGAGUUCACCUGGAGAUACUACCGCCCAGGAGUGGAGUAGAUGCAAUCAUCCUCCAGCCAUGAUGAGUUCUCUUGCGGGUCAAUCAAGUGCUCAUAUGGCUAGUGACCUUUGUUACGUCGUGGCCCAGACCUCUGCCCUUAUGGUUGCUGUCACCGACCGGGUUCGCCGUGCUGGUGUGAAUUAG